Messenger RNA from Actinia tenebrosa (Australian red waratah sea anemone), 1035 nucleotides. RefSeq names its product neuropeptide Y receptor type 6-like. NCBI's taxonomy places the organism in Eukaryota, Metazoa, Cnidaria, Anthozoa, Actiniaria, Actiniidae. The record is from RefSeq and is a predicted model, not a curated record.
AUGCUUAACAGAAGUGGAUGGGAUAUAUUCUCUGUGCUCAAUGAGACAGCAUCCAACAGCACAUCCAGCAAUGGAAAGUCAWUGGAAUGGGUUUUGAAACUAAAGCUUGGAUUUAACGUGGUAUUUUUGGUUGUAGGAGUUUYCAGCAACUUAUUCGUAGUUAUUUUCAAUGUUAAAAUCAAGAAGAMGAGAGGAAUAGCUCCAGCAUACGAAUAUUUUAUUUCUAACCUUUGUGUAAGCGAGAUAGCCUUCGUUUUAAUAUCGUUUAUCGAUAUAUAUUACAAAUUACCAUUGACAUUGUUCUAUUGCAAAGUGGUCUCUCCUUCUCAAACGAUGCUUUUGAUCGUAAGUAUGUAUACAGURACUGCAAUCGCUUUGUUCAGAUGUAGAGCGAUUGUAAACCCGUUCAAACUCAAACCGAGUGUAAAAUGUAUCUACCUAACGAUUGCCGGCUUAUGGUUUUUCGCUCUUAUAGAGGUCAUACCAUAUGGGAUAGUACUUGAUGCAAAGGAUGGUAAAUGUAGGGAAAACUGGCCGACACAGACUUUGAACAAGCUUUAUACAACAGCGCUGUUUCUGUUACAGUACCCCAUUCCCCUGACCAUCUUGGCCGUUUCCUACAUCAAGAUUGUUGUGUUCCUCAAGCACCAUGCAGUUCCACAGUCAGGUUUGUCUAUAGACACAGCCUCACAGAUGGCUACCAGAAGAAAAAGAGACAUGGAGGUUCUUAAAAUAUCCGUGAUAAUUAUCCUUCUUUAUGCCAUUCUCACUUUACCACUACAAAUCGCUUGGAUGGCUCACAUUUUCCACUAUCCAAAAUUACAUGGCAUUUUCUCUCAGUUUUCACAUCAGCUUCUUUUACUUCAUUCCUGUUGUAACCCUUUCGUUUACGGCACUAUUUCUCGUGAAUUUCGCUCCCAGGCAAUGAGCAUUAUUAGAAAUGUUUUUAAUGGUGUAUUCAGGAGAAACGCGAUUGAAUCUGUGGUCAUAUAUAAAGACGGUCGUGUGAAUAUUGCUCUUAAAUAUGAGAAAUGA